Aspergillus ibericus CBS 121593 is the source of this 1840-nucleotide messenger RNA. RefSeq names its product putative DNA repair protein rad9. NCBI's taxonomy places the organism in Eukaryota, Fungi, Ascomycota, Eurotiomycetes, Eurotiales, Aspergillaceae. The transcript has 7 exons. Gene Ontology annotation, biological process: DNA repair; cellular response to ionizing radiation; DNA replication checkpoint signaling. Gene Ontology annotation, cellular component: checkpoint clamp complex. The record is from RefSeq and is a predicted model, not a curated record. The coding region runs from base 110 to 1438 and encodes 442 amino acids.
CUCGAGUACUUGGCUGGAACCUCGUUGCAGCCAAAGCUCUUGAGCAUCAGGGGACAACAGGGCUCAAUCUGUGGCGCUUGAUGAGCCGUUUCUCCUUUAGAGAACGGAUAUGGCGAGUUUAUCGUUCUCACUCGCCCCAAAGGCGAUAUACCAGCUACAUGAUGCUCUGACGUGUCUAGCAAAAUUCGACGACAACGUAGCUUUUGAAGCUGAGAUUGAUCUGCUUCGACUAAGCGUGCUGAAUUUGACCAAGACGGCAUACUCUGCGUUUGUUUUUGAGGCAGAUAGCUUCUUUGAAACGUAUUCCUUCAGCAGAGGAAGGGGUGGCAGCUCAUCUAGGGCAGCUCGCCCAGACAAAUUCAGUUGUCAGAUGUUGAUCAAAGCUCUUCUGUCGGCUUUCAAAGGGAAAUCAAGUGGGCGUGACAAAGACACCUCUGUCGAACGCUGUGAGGUUGAACUCCAGGAAAAUCUAGAUGAAUCUGAGUGCAGACUCGUCAUCAGAUUGAUAUGUGGGCUUGGCGUCAUUAAACUUUAUAAGCUGAUGUAUGAACCCGUUCAUGUACAGCAUGCCAUAUUUGACAGGUCCAAAAUAACAAAUGAAUGGAGUAUCGAGCCAAAAUACUUGAAGGAGAUAACGGACCAUUUCGGCCCCUCAGCAGAGCAACUGGACAUCUACUCUGAACAUGGCAAGGCGGUCUUCACCAGCUUCACCAUGAAAAGCUCAGACGGCAAAGAAAUUCUUCGACAACCAAUCCACACUUCGGUCGCCAUUGAUAAAAGGGACUUUGACUACUAUUUGGCUGAAGAUCACCUUCACGUUGCCAUCCACAUGAAGGACUUUAAGGCGGCAAUAGCACAUGCAGAGACAGCAAAUACGAUGAUUACCGCCAGGUUCACACGCCCAUGCCGCCCCCUGCAAUUCGCAUACGACUUUGAGGGCAUCAGAUCCGAAUUCACAUUGAUGACCAGAGGCGAAUCAUCGGGAGACGAUGCCCCCGAUUCCUCUCGAGCAGCACCAGUCCAGCUAUCUGCACGGCAAACUCCUGCACCCGUGCAGAUAAGCCAGAGAAGUACGACUUCGGAGAUGAAACAAAUGCCUCCCCCUCGCAGUCGGUCUAUCCGACCUCUCACCGGGACCUCCACUCGAGCUUCACAGUCAAACACAGAAACUCAGCGGCCUCCACCAUCGAUCGAAUCCGACAGCCUGUUUGUACCAGCGGACGACGAUAGACAAUGGGACGUACCAAAUGAGGAGGAUGAGGGUCAAGCUGAGGACGAGCUCGGUUGGGACGCAACCGGUGAUCAGACAAGCAUCGGCCCUGGGCUACGGGAUAUUGAACCCAAAAUGGCACAGCCAACUGCUGAAGAAGAAGAUGAGAUGGGUAUCCCCCCUACUCAGCGCAUGUCACAGCUGCACGGCCUUGGUCUCUUCGACUGAAUGGCCAAACUUUCCCUGAGCACAACACCAGCACAGGAAACUCACCCUCAGGGCGAAUCCCGUCCCCGCCGGCGCAAUUACAGUCACAAUCCUUAGUCACGAGUGAUCACCCAGCUAGUUGCACAACCCGCGCCGAUGCCAACAACACUCGACACCUCUUCCGGCAGAGGAAUUGGGCUGCAUAUCCCCUUCACAUUACCCUGAGCAUCCGUGACCGGUCCACAGUUACCAUGCUCACCCCACCCACAAGCCACAACCGUCUGCUCAUCAAUUGUCGCAAGCACAUGCUCACUACCAACCGCCAAAUCCGUUACCCUCCCCAUCUCCCGCGGGGGCAGCUGCCCGCGAUCAUUUCUCCCCCAGGCGACAACCUCCCCAUCCUGACAAUGUACAUAAAUCCCA